Manihot esculenta (cassava) is the source of this 1107-nucleotide messenger RNA. RefSeq lists its product as uncharacterized. The transcript has 5 exons. Lineage: Eukaryota; Viridiplantae; Streptophyta; Magnoliopsida; Malpighiales; Euphorbiaceae. The record is from RefSeq and is a predicted model, not a curated record. Bases 1 to 1107 code for a protein of 368 amino acids.
AUGAGGGGACGUGGAAGGGUUAAGCAGCCCAGAGGACCGGUUCGACUUCCUUCUAGUAAAAGCCAAGAGGAGGCGAAUGUAGAUGACGGACAAGAGCAUGAGCUGCAGUUCCCACGGGCAUCGACAGGACUUAGGGAUAUGGAGCUUCAGAUAUGGGUACCAUUUGCAUCUGGUGUACAACCAUGUCAUAGGAAUCGAUCAGGUCCACCAGUUCCACCAUGUACCGAUGCAUUACCUCCCCGUCCCCUUCCACCUCCUCACCGUCACACUCAUUGUCCUCACCAUCAUACUCCAGCUCCACGACCUGCGGUAUCACAUUCACAUUCACCUCAACCUGCAUCCACUUUUGCUACUGCAUCAGAUAGAGGGACAGGAUCUGCAUCAGCAUCUACUCCAUCAUCUGGUCCAGCAUCUACUCCAGCAUCAGUGGGAUUGACCACUGUUGUAGGCGGCACACAGUCAUUUCGACAGACCAUUUCACUCAUUAAUAACAAUUUACAUCCAUCGGAGAUGUGCAGUCGCAAGAUUACUCUGAUAAUAAAAGAAAGAUUGGUCGCGAAAGGGCACUGUUGGAAGACAGUGCCAAAUGACACCAAGGAGUUUUAUUGGCAGGAAUUCAAGAAAAAGGCAGCUGAAAGAUACAGGGGCUUAAUAUGGGAAAUCAAGAAAGGGAAGACAAAGAAUCUUGCUACACCAGAUUCUAUUUUGAGGAAGUGGCAGGAAAUUUGGAACACUUCUGAAUAUAAAGAGAAGUGUGACAAGUUUUCUGCCAAUAGGCGCAGUGAGGCUGGAGGGUCAGGAUCUGGCAUUUCCAGGCACGCAUGCGGUUCAGUUUCACAGUAUACCCACCAGCGGAGGAUGAGAGAAAGACUAGGCAGAGAACCACAUCCUCAUGAGCUUUUUGAGGCCACACAUAAGAGAAAGGGGACGGAGGAGUUUGUUGAUGCGAGGUCAAAAGCUAUUUAUGAUAAAUACGUACAACUGAAGGAGGCUGCAACACAGCAACAAGAGGGAAGCAAUGAGCCGACGCCCAUAAAUGAGGCCCAGCUGUACUAUGAAGCGGUUGGCGGGCAGAAAAAGAGUCGAGUUUAUGGGUUAGGAUCCUAG